AUGAACGCCUCGCCCGAAGGCGACGAUACCGCAUACCUCGAAUCCUUCUGGGCAAGUUUCCCGGCCGAGAAAGCCGCCUCUUUACAAGAUCGCGCAAACACACAUUCGCAUCUGCGGAAUGUCCAGGCGACGCUCCACUCCUCCGUGGACCGCAGUCGCACGACCAUCAAGACCCUCGAACAGCUCACUGCGCUCGCCGACGCCACGGGUGAAGUUGUGCUGAUCGUGGAGAACAUUGACUACGCAUGGAUCGCCCGGUUGGGCACGAUCUGGGAUAUCCCGGUCCAAUUCUUCGUCGAUCAUGCAUCUAACCCGCAGGCUUCCCGGAUUUGGCAGUCGGUGUUCGAGACGAAGGAAGGCGCGUGGACUGCGAGAGAAGGGGGAUACGCGCCCUGGGUGCCAUCGGUGCCGAAAUGGUCGUGUUGGUACGUCGAUGGCAUCUGGGGAAUGGAGCAUCAGCAUUUGGCCGUCUCUGCACCAAGACAAUCGAACUUCCUACCACGACCGCGGAACGUGGAUGACAAGUACGGUUUCAACGGAUCGACCCGUAUAUCCUACUGGACGGAACAGUGGGAAGACAAACGGCUUUGUCUGGUCCUCGUCGACGCUCCCUACACUUUCGAGCAGGAUUCCAAAUCCCAUCUCAUUCUUCGCCUCCCCUUGUCCGAAAACCGCGGCGGUCUGGACGAAGUCGAGAAGACCAGCCGAUACAUGCCGAUGUCGGUCGACAGACUCCUGCGCGAUAUCGGGGACCCGAAUGGGACGCCGACGCGCUCGGCCCAGUCGCUGUACCCGCGGGAAACCUUGCAGGACAUCCUACGUCGUGCAAAUCUGCUGGAGAGAUUCCUCAUGGAUUCAUUUAAUAUCUUGGUCAGUUCGACGGGCGUCGUCGGGACGGAAUUGAGCAUCGCGCAUGGCAUUCGGGGGCAGAGAUUGUCGACCCUUGCGUUCGUGUAUGUCCCGUUGGCGUUCGUCACGGGCAUUUUCGGGAUGAAUGUUGCGGAGAUUAAUGGGUCGCUUUUGUCGGUGUGGGUGCCCGUUGUGGUUACGCUGGUUAUCAUCGUGUUGACGGCGGCGGUCUUUGUCAUGUACUCGAAGUGGACGGAGUCGAGGUGGAGAUCUCGGUGGGGUGGGAAAACUCCCGAGCGUUUGUCUGGCGGUCGUCUUUGA
This is a messenger RNA of Dissoconium aciculare CBS 342.82, 1170 nucleotides long. RefSeq lists its product as uncharacterized. NCBI's taxonomy places the organism in Eukaryota, Fungi, Ascomycota, Dothideomycetes, Mycosphaerellales, Dissoconiaceae. Gene Ontology annotation, cellular component: membrane. Gene Ontology annotation, biological process: metal ion transport; transmembrane transport. Bases 1 to 1170 code for a protein of 389 amino acids. The record is from RefSeq and is a predicted model, not a curated record. Gene Ontology annotation, molecular function: metal ion transmembrane transporter activity. The transcript is spliced from 3 exons.